Molecule: messenger RNA, 3352 nt
Organism: Phialemonium atrogriseum
Lineage: Eukaryota; Fungi; Ascomycota; Sordariomycetes; Cephalothecales; Cephalothecaceae
Exons: 2
Source: RefSeq, a predicted model, not a curated record
GACAGUGGCUUAUUGGUACUCACCGCUGGCCUACCCUCACCCCGGUCUGAUUUGUUUCCUUUUUUUUUUUUGGACCGUAUCAAGUUAGGUCGCGCUCGAUGAGGCUCUGCUGCCAUCGUUGGCUUCCCUCGAGGCAUGAUCAAAGUGUCAAUAAAUCAUUCGCCAUCGAUUGCGGCAGUUCAGGCCGUGUUCCACACCCUCCCUCCCUGCUUUACCAGCGGAGAUCCCUCCCGGGGAUUAAUUACAACGCCCAGUUUUCUCACGACCAUGACCACUCAAACCCAACCUCCAUACCCCGCCGGAACUUUGCUAAACCCGCCCAACCCGCCUCCCAUUGACGUCGAAGGUUUACUCGUUCUGAAUCACCUCGAAGUAGUCAAGGCCAGGGCAUUCCUGCGAUGGGACUUAGACUCGGUCCUCGUCCGACUCGGCAGAUUCCGCGGCCGGCUGAGUCCCGACGAGUUUUUCACCUGGCUGAGCAUUCCCCGGCACAUCAACGUUCUCGAGAUCAUCUCGCAGAUCUACGAAGCACUGGACCCCACCUGGUUCCCGUCUCUCCAGGGGGUCGAGAAGGAAAGGCUCGCCCGGAUAGCCGACACCUACAGCUGCGGCCCUCUCGUGUUUGAUCAUCAUACCAUUUGCUUUGCCCUCAACCGAGCUGUUGCAACAUGCGAAUCCGCCACCGAAAUAUUGUGUCUCCUCAAGUCGCCGGAGAGCGCUCGCAGGAAUAUCACGUUGCCUCAGAUCAUCGGUUUGGCAACAUCCUACGCCCCAGUAUACGAUGCCAGGGGAAUGGUUCAGAUUUGUACGCGUGACCUCAGUCGGUUGAAGGAGUGGUUCGUCGUGAGCCUGGAUGAUACCAACCGGCCCAACAACGUCGUCAGGGAGCUGUUGAAUCAGCACGAACGAGACAUGAGCGCCUGUCGUCUGCGGCCCGGUCAGCCCAGGGAGAGUGAUCUCACAUGCGAGUGCCUCAGCCAGUCUCCAGUCGACAAACCAGACACGCCGUGUCAAAUCGGUCCGGCUUUUAUAGGUCCGCCGGACAUGGCAUCCUUGUCAUGUUCACAGAUGCAGAGAAGCGGAGUGAGCGGAAACGUGAUCGAUGCGUACGUGUAUUUCUUGGUAGUCCGCCACACGGCGAUCAUCAAUGAACAGCGUGUUCUGGUUAUACCGACGCCGAGCGUACCAUAUUUGCUCCAGGAGAAGGAGAAAUGUCGAGGAAGUCGAAGCCCACUGGUGGCGCAUUGGCUUCGCUCAGAUCCCGCCUACGUCCUUGUUCCCGUCGGCAUCAAAGGAAGCUCGAAUCGCUGGGUCCUUCUCCUUGUGCAGCGACGCUCGGGCUCAAUCAUCAUUUUCGACUCCCGCUUGCAGGAGGGACAACACACACAGGACCCUAAGGUGCAAGAGGUGACGCAAGCUGCAAUGUCUCUAUUCGAUGGCGACCACACAUCUUCCAUACCAGUCAAGAUGCCGUUCAAUUCCAUUACUGGGAGCGACCAAGACAGUGGCUUCCACUUGUUGGAACACAUUGAGCGGUUCCUUGUCAACCCUGUGGCUUUUGUCGAUCAAACCGUAGGCCAGGAGGAGACGUUGAUUCGAUCCCAACAACUUGACGUGGCCGACUGGCGGCGUGAGGUCUGGCUGCGCUUGGAGCAGAGAAGGCGAGGUAUCGAAUGGUUUCCCAACACCCCCAGCAAGGCAACUCUUAAAACUUCGGCGUCCGGACCGGUCUUAGGGCAUACCGCACAGGGAGUUUCGGCAAGUGAUUCGACACCCGCUUGCCAACCGUCUCAAUCCUCGAUCACACAAUCGACUGGCCAGAAUGGGGUUGCCGUCCCACCUACAGAAGCUAACUCACAAGCAAGAUGGAAUGCGAGCGGGCAACACACGUGUGCAAAAUGCGGCGGCCAGUCUUCCUCCAAAUGGGUAAAGGAAACCAACGGCACAAAGUAUGCGUGUCACAACUGCGUCGCUAAAUAUCUGAGGAGCAAGCAUGCGACAGAAAAUGCAGGGACUCCAAAGAAGCUUGCCGCCCUCCAAAUGGGCCUUCUUAACUCGAUCGACACACUGCUGCAACGACAGAACCCCGCCGCAGCCCCAGAACCUUACUCGACGGCUCUUAGCAGCACUGCCUCGGUGUCGUCGGGAGACGCCUCUGGCGCCGUGGACUCUCCUCAGCCAGCGCAUAACGGUACUUGUGAGGCAUCUAACACGCACCCCGGCUACCAGCAGAGUCCUUCCCAGCAGCAAGGCACCACGCCCAUGCCUAGCUUGACCACGACUUGGUCUAUGUCUCCGUCCCACGGCCUGCCGACACCGGGUGCAACUCAGCAGGAACAGGCAAUCCAGGCAAAGUUAGACCAGGAACAAGCAGUCCUCGCGGCCAUUCCGCAGCUAGGCCCCUUACAGACGUCUCCGAUCUACCACCACAUCACCCCCGGGAAGCAAGGUUCCGAACAGGGCGGCAUAGAGUCCGAUCCUGUUUUACUCACAUGGCAGGAUGUAAAGCGCGAGUGGGAGGAGGAACCAGAGACAUAUACCCAAGCGAGCAAGAUGGCGGAGGAUGCGGGCAGGUUCCCCGUGCCAGGAAACGCCGUCUUGUCGCACCCCGUGACGCAGCUUGGCGACCGGCAAGCCCAGGACCAAGGGUCCGAUUUGGGCAGUCGGCAACCAGAUGAUAUGAUUUUGGAAUGUACCAACCAAAGCAUAGCCAGGCAUGAGCAAAGGAUUACCGACUUGUUAAGCGAGCUCUCCCGGACUGCCCACAUCACUACCGACCAGGAGGAAAGUACGGGCUUGUCGGAAAUCUUCUCCAGCAUCCUCGAGGCUCGCUCGAAAUUGAAAGACAUGAAGCAGAUCAAGGGGAUACUGGAGAAUAACCGGAAGCAGGGCAAUCAGACAGGGAUGCCGUCGGGUUCGAGUGGUCGGGUGGCGGAGAAGGAAUCGGCAAGUCCACAGGGUACUGGAUAUUGGAGGCGCCGUCAGCCGGUCCACUCCACAAGAGAUGGCAGAUCAGCAACACCAUGCGCAAGUAUUAAACCCGAUCCGACGGAAACCACGUCGCCCCAGAGUCGACAAACAUUAUCGCCGAGGAGUCAAGUUGCGGCUCAUCCAGCGACGAGCUUAUCGGAUAGGACCAGGAGAAGAGGACUCCUGCGUGUCGUGAAGUCUGAGCCCGAUGCCCAGCACAUUGACGCGGAGAGCCCGCUAAGAAAGCGUAGCCAAGUCGUCCCUCAGAAACGCAGCCAUGGGGAUGCGAAGGACUGUCCAAUUGACCUAACUUAGAGUGGUCGGUUUGUUCCUAGCGUGGUAAAUCGGGGAAUUGAUAUCUCGAAUUUGUAUUUUUGUGACC